Molecule: messenger RNA, 3612 nt
Organism: Labrus bergylta (ballan wrasse)
Lineage: Eukaryota; Metazoa; Chordata; Actinopteri; Labriformes; Labridae
Source: RefSeq, a predicted model, not a curated record
CGUCUUGACUUUGACAGAAAAACACUAAAAGACACUCAGAAAUGUCUGCUGCCAGCUGCAUGCUAUCUGAAGAGCAGUUUCUGUGCUCCAUCUGUCUGGAUGUGUUCACUGAUCCAGUCUCCAUACCAUGUGGACACAACUUCUGCAAGAGCUGCAUCACUCAUCACUGGGAUGUUAAUGCCCCGUGUCAGUGUCCAUUGUGUUCAAAGGUUUUUAACAGGAGACCUGAGCUUCACGUCAACACGUUCAUAUCAGAGAUGGCUGCUCAGUUCAGACAGUCUUCUGUAAAGAAAAGCAGCAGAAUGUCUCUGAAGAAAAACACCAACUCUGGAGAAGUUCUGUGUGACGUCUGCACUGAAUCCAAAACGAAGGCUCUGAAGUCCUGCCUGAUGUGUCUGACCUCCUACUGUGAGACUCACCUGGAGCCUCAUCACAGAAUCCCCGGCCUGAAGAGACACGAGCUGAUCGAUCCUGUGGAGAACCUGGAGGACAGAAUCUGUAAGAGUCACGGCAGACCUCUGGAGAUGUUCUGCAAGACGGAUCAGAGGUGUGUUUGUCAGUUCUGCACUGAGUCAGAACACAAGCAACAUGUCUUUGUUCCCAUGAUGGAAGAGUACAAGGUAAAGAGGGACAAACUGGUGAAGUUAGACGCCGAAAUUCAGCAGAAGAUUCAGAAGAGACGAGUGAAGAUCGAGAAGAUCAGGCAGUCGGUGAAGCUCAGCAGGGAAGAUACUGACCGAGAGACAGCGGCCAGCAUGCAGGUCUUCACCGCUCUGAUCCGGUCUGUUGAGGAAGGCCUGGCUCAGCUUCUUGACUUACUUGAAGAGGAGCACAACAAAACAGAGAAACAGGCUGAAGGCUUCAUCAAAGAGCUGGAAGAUGAAAUCUCUGAGCUGAUGAAGAGAAGCGCUGAAGUGGAGCAGCUCUCACGCACUGAAGACCACCUCCAGUUCCUCCAAAACCUCCCAUCCCUGAACCCUGCUCCACCCACCCACAUCUGGACGGAGGUCAGAGUUCACUCAUCGCAUGAGGGGACUGUGAGGAGCGCUGUGGCUCAGCUGGCGGGCACACUUAGUGAGAAGAUGAGGAAGAUGUGUGCUGAUGUGGAGCUGAAGAGAGUCCAGCAAUAUGCAGUGGAUGUCACUCUGGAUCCUGACACUGCAAAUCCUUAUCUCAUUCUGUCUGACGAUCAGAAACGAGUCAAAUCUGUGGAGACACAGCAGAUUCUCCCAGACUACCCGCAGAGAUUCACCACUUGUAACGGCGUCUUGGGAAAGCAGAGUUUCUCCUCGGGAAGAUCUUACUACGAAGUUCUGGUUAAGGAGAAGACUGACUGGGAUGUAGGAGUGGCCGGUGAAUCGAUCAUCAGGAAGGGCUCCAAGGGAAAAAGGUGGGAAACCACUGAAGGUCGCUUUCUAUCUAACUUACGAGAUCAUUUAAUCAGACCUUUAGGCUUCCUGAUACACGCCGAAGUUUUGCAGUUACACACAGAAAUGUCUGCCACCAGCUGCAUGUUUUCUAAAGAUCAGUUUCUGUGCUCCAUCUGUCUGGAUGUGUUCACUGAUCCAGUCUCCAUACCAUGUGGACACAACUUCUGCAAGACCUGCAUCACUCAUCACUGGGAUGUUAAUGCCCCGUGUGAGUGUCCCAUGUGUAAAGAUGUGUUUGAAAAACGUCCUCAGCUUCGAGUCAACACGUUCAUAUCAGAGAUGGCUGCUCAGUUCAGACAGUCGACUGUAAAGAAAAGCAGCAGAAUGUCUCUGAAGGAAAACACCAACUCUGGAGAAGUUCUGUGUGACGUCUGCACUGAAUCCAAAAUGAAGGCUCUGAAGUCCUGCCUGAUGUGUCUGACCUCCUACUGUGAGACUCACCUGGAGUUUCAUCAGAAGGUGAUUGGUCAGACGAAACACGAGCUGGUCGAUCCUAUGGAGAACCUGCAGGACAGAAUGUGUGAAGGUCACAGCAAACCUCUGGAGAUGUUUUGCAAGACGGAUCAGAUGUUGUGUGUCUCAGCUGCACUGAAUCAAAUCACAAGCUUCACUGUCUUUGUUCCCUUGAUGGAGCAAUUUGAAAAGGAAAAGGCUGAGCUGAGUGAGACGGAGACUGAAAUUCAGAAAAUGAUGGAGGAGAGACAUCUGAAGAUUCAGGAGAUGAAGGAUUCAGUGGAGCUCAGCAGGGCAGAUACUGACCGGGAGAAAUCAGACAGCGUGCAGGUCUUCACAGCUCUGAUCCGGUCUGUCGAGGAAGGCCUGGCUCAGCUUCUUGACUUACUUGAGGAGAAGCAGAAAACAACAGAGGAGAAGGCUGAAGGCUUCAUCAAAGAGCUGGAAGAUGAAAUCUCUGAGCUGAUGGAGAGAAACACUGAAGUGGAGCAGCUCUUAAGCACUGAAGACCACCUCCAGUUCCUCCAAAACCUCCCAUCCCUGAACCCUGAUCACCCACCCACUAAAGACUGGACGGAGGUCAGAGUUCACUCAUCGUAUGAGGGGAUGGUGAGGAGCGCUGUGGCUCAGCUGGAGGAGAUACUCAGUGAAGAGGUGGAGGAGCAGCUUGAGUCUGAGCUGAUGAGGAUCCAGCAGUAUGCAGUGGACAUCACUCUGGAUCCUGAUACAGCAUAUCCAUGCCUUAAACUGGAUUAUUACAAUAAAGAAGUAUACUUUAAUAAAAGACAGAAUCUCCCAGACAACCCAGAGAGAUUUUCUAUGAGUGGUUGUGUUUUAGGAAAGCAGAGUUUUUCUGCAGGAAAGUUUUAUUUUGAGGUUCAGGUUAAAAAUAAAAGUAUAUGGGAAUUAGGAGUGGCACGAGGAUCAAUUAACAGGAAGGAAUCAAUCUCACCAGAACUAGAGACAGGCCCUUGGGUUCUGUUGUUGAGGAAUGGAAGUGAGUACAAAGCUCUCACUGUGUACUCUCCCCUUCUCUCUCUGAAGUCGAAGCCUCAGAAGGUGGGCGUGUUUGUGGAUUACGAGGAGGGUGUGGUCUCUUUCUAUGAUGUAGAUGCAGCAGCUCUCAUCUACUCCUUCACCGGCUGUAACUUCACUGAGAAACUGUACCCGUACUUUCGUCCCUGCAAAUAUAACUCAGGGAACAACUCUGCCCCUCUGAUCAUCACUCCUGUGAGCCAAACACAGUAAAUAAAUCAUUAAAUGAUCUCAGUGUGAGAUAAGCUUUGUGUUGGUGGUGAAGCUGAAAGCACCAUUAAAACACCUGUCCAUAGAUGAUGUAUUGAUUUGAGAUCUAGUGAAUCCAACUAAAUUAAAGAUUGUGUCAGGGCUACGUGAUUGUGACGGCCCCAUGACCUUUUAGGUUGUGCCUUCUCUUCUCUUGUAUUGCAGGUACCUGUAAUUGGUUGUCCCCUGCUGCUCACUUCCAAAACAGCCACAAAAACGAUUCCUCCUUACCUAAACUCUUUAAUCCAGGUCUACACUCCCUCCCGCCCACUACACUCUGCUCAUGAAAGGCGUCUGAUCCAACCUUCACAACAGGGUCCUAAGUCUGUAGCUAGAUACUUCUUCUCUGUCGCCCCCCUGUGCUGGAACAAACUACCAAACUCCAUUCGCUCUGCAGAGUCCCUUUGCACCUUUAAGAAAAAGCUAAAGACCCAGCUCUUUAUGA